AUGGCUUAUAACAAGUAUAUGGCCAUUUGUCACCCUCUCCACUAUAGUGCCAUCAUGAGGCAGGAACUGUGUUUCUACUUAGUAGCUGGGCCCUGGUUCCUCUGUUGUAUCCACACCCUGUUGCACACCCUCCUCUUGGUCCAACUGUCUUUCAGUAUAGACAAUAUCAUCUCCCACUUCUGUUGUCUCUUCACUUCCUUCCUGAAGUUGAGCUGUUCAGACACCUCCCUCAAUGAUAUGGUCCUCUUUACUGCAGGAGGAAGGCUUUUUAUCCUGCCUUUGUGUAGAAUCUUGGGCUCUUAUAUUCUUAUAGGGACUGCAGUUCUGAGGGUCUCUUCCACCAAGAGACUCUUUAAAUUUGUUCCACCUGUGAACUUCUAUCUCUUUUUGGUGUCUUCAUACUAUGGGACACUUGCUAGUGUUUCCUUUUUUUCCUCAUCAUGGAAUUCCAAUGACAAAGACAUAAUUGCUUCUGUCGUGUAUGCAGUCAUUAGUCCCUUGCUGAAUCACUUCACCUACAGCCUCAGGAACAGAGACAUAAAAGAGACCUUAGAGAUAUUCAUCCAUAUGCCUAACUUCUUGAAAUGA
Molecule: messenger RNA, 588 nt
Organism: Phacochoerus africanus (Common warthog)
Lineage: Eukaryota; Metazoa; Chordata; Mammalia; Artiodactyla; Suidae
Product: olfactory receptor 1J4-like
Exons: 1
Coding region: 1-588 (195 amino acids)
Biological process (GO): G protein-coupled receptor signaling pathway
Cellular component (GO): membrane
Molecular function (GO): olfactory receptor activity
Source: RefSeq, a predicted model, not a curated record